CUUUUUAUGCUCACUUCACUCCUCUAAGUCUAGAUCUAGAUCUAGAUAUCUAGACUAAUAGUAGCAGAAACAGCAACUUUGUCUAAAAUCAUAGAAAACAAAAAAAUCAUAAAUGGCAUCAUUUUGUGCUCACCAAAGAUUUUUAUAUAGCUUCAAACAUAUUGAAUAAGCUUUUUAGUGGGUGACGCUUUCCAUGUAGAUAUCCAACAGUCAUGGAUUGUGGUAUUGUUAGUGGCUUAUGGGCAAACAAUGAAGACCAUUCUCCUUCAAAAGAUAAUGAAUUUCAAAUAUUCAAAUUGCUUCAACAUCAGUUGAUGGAAAAUAAUGCACUGUAUUGUGAUCAAUCACAAGAAAUCCAACCAAGAUUGGCAACAGUGUUAUUAAGUUUUAUCAAUGAAAGCAUCUUUAACACUGAACACAAUAAAUCAGGAAACCAGAGAGAAAUGCUUGAAACUUUUCUUAACCAACUUGUUGUCUAUGGAAAAGUAGCAGAGGAAGAUUUAAAUAGAAAAAAUAAAAUGGAGCUAAGUUUACCUAGCAUGUGUCUGACUGGAAAAGACAUAAACCACAAUCAAGUGCUCCAAACUGAAUUCAGUUCAUUGGAAGUAAAAGAGGCUUUAAGUCCAAUUGAAAAGGAUGAAUCAUGGGACCUUUUUCUGAGAUGUCAAAGACAGUGCAGUAAUUUGAUCGAUUCUCUUAAAUUUCAGCUUAAGCAAGAAGAGAUAGACUCUUUAAGACUAUACAGUGCAGAAAUGAUGAAAUGUUUGAGAAGGCAUAGAGCUCUGGAGUAUGCUAGUCUGGCUACACCUCAAGGGGAAGAUACUCAAACAAACCAAGAUUUGAACAGGAUUUUUAGAGAUACUUAUGCAUUAUGUACAACGGAAAGCUCUAACACAGUAAUCACUGCAAAGCUCCGUUUUUUGAACAACACUCUUAAAGAAGUGGGCUGGAGCUUUGAAAAACAACCUCCUUGUUGUUUAAAAAUAAACAAUGGAAAACAGAAAGAAAAAGCCACAAAAGAAUUUGAGCUGCAUGUCAGAGUGUAUGGAGUUUCAGACUUUCAACUUACAGAACCCCCAAAAGUUUCCUUGAUUUCAGAAAAAAAAUUUGAACAGCUUGAGAAAGAAGAAUUACUUCCCCUGCUGGAGCAUAACGUGGAUGAUGGAGGGCUGGUGAAAUUAAAAGUGGCUAUAAAGAACUAUAAGCGUUGCAAGGAGAGAAGUAAUUACACUGACUUCGAGCACUUUAACAGAAUAAUCAUCACAUUGAAUCUGAAGACUUAUGGAAAUCUUGAAAUCAAGUGCCUUUCCCUUCCCUUCACUGUUAUAACUGGAAGUAACCAAAGAUGGCCGUACACAGGAGCUGUUGACUGGUAUUGUUGGAUCCAGAAAGACCUGUACAGUAAACCUUUCAAGUGCCCCAAUGAGAUGAGCAUUAACCAGGUGCUGUCCAUGCUACAAGCAAAACUGAAACACAUUGACCCAGAGCUCUGUUUCAAUGAAAGAAAUAUUGUGGCACUUCAAACAAUGUUGACUUCACUAAAAAAGAGUGAGAACAAGAGUGAGAAGAUUGAUAUGUACACAUUGCUGCAGCAAAAAAUGCCCAUGCAAGCAAGGUCAACAAGUGGCCAGCACAAAUUCUCUUUCUAUACAUGGCUAGUGGCAGCAUUCAAUACCCUUUCAUUGUACAAAUGUUAUGUGAAAGAAGGAGUUCUAUGGAGUUUCCUGAGCUUUAGUGAAAGUAAAAGUUUACUGGAAGGAAAACCUACUGGCACUACUAUUGCUAGAAUCUCAAACAACUCAAUUGAAAAAGAAGAUUCCAAAACACCUUAUGCAUUGAUUACAGUUCACACUCAACAGCAAAAUUCAGUUAUUACUAACUCGGAGAAAGUUUCUGAAGUGAAAGAUCUUUACACUCAUCUGUUGCGUCUGAAGGAUAAAGAAGAGACACCAUUAAUUCAACACAUGCUGACUAGCAAAUCAGAUAAUUACAUUCCACUUUCUGACCUGAAGACUUUUUCAACAGAUAAAAGUGAUAUCACAUCAAAUGAUUACUUAACCAAAAGAGUUAAAAUGCCUGGAGCUAUCAUUUGUUUUAAUGAUGAUGAGCAAAGUAAUACGACUGAUGCAACUGAUCUAAAUAGAGAACAAGCAACAGCUGAGAAAGUUAGACUCCCAGAGCAGGCAACAGCUGUAGGCGUUAGCCUUCCAGACCAAGCAACACCUGACGUAGGUAGACUGCCAGAAGAUCUUCUAGAUCUGGAUCCAAUGAGAAUGGAUUUGGAUGCUGAUUUUCCUAGUUACAUGGGUGCAAUUAGUGAAGAAGGCAUUGCUCAAAAUAGGGAUCCAAUGUGGCCACCUUUAAAUCAAGACUCAAAUCUUUAUCAGCCUGAAAAUUUUACCUACUUUAAUGACUAUAUAAUGAAAGAUGCUUAGAUUGAGAGGAAACUCAGGCAAGCCUGUUUAAUGUAAAAACCUACAUUUUAAAUCUCUAAUUUUAAUUUGUUUGGAUUGUAAAUUUGUAUUUUUUGACUGGCUCGUAGAUAAUUUAUACUUUGAUCUAAUUUAUCUCAUCAUCAUAUCAUUCCUGUGGACCCCUUGUGAAGCAUAGGGACACACCCACACUUCUCCAUCAAAGGGACACAACCACACCUCUCCACCAAAGGGACACAACCACACCUCUCCACCAAAGGGACACAACCUCACCUCUCCAUCAAAGGGACACACCCACACCUCUCCAUCUUACUCUGACAUUCCAGCUGCUUUUGUUUUACUGGCAACUUAUCUUUCCCUGGGGAUUCCAAUCUAGUACCUGUCGUGGGUUGUAUCAAGGUGCGUCCAAUCAUCCCCAUUUGCUCUUUUGUAUUUCUUUGCCAAUUGAGUUUUGCCCAGUUUCCUGGUCAUGCAGUUUCCUCAGCUUCUUCUGUCAUUUUGAGGAGGAAGUGUUUCUUGUCAAUUCUUCCACUCUUCUUUACAUUGCCAUUAGCCUCCCAAUACAAAGUUCUGAGGAAUACCUUUUACUAUUUGAUCUGAUUGACUGAUAUUUAGACAUAUAGGCCUGUAUUCGCUGUAUGUUUGUAUUUGCUGCUGAUAGUGAGAGAAACACAAAUCUUGCUUUCUUGUUUUACUGAGUCAGAACAAAACAAAUUGUUUCAAAUAACAGUUGUACUUCUGUUGUUGAAUGAUUAUGACAAAUAUAUUAUGUAUAAAUCCAUGCUGUUGCCAUAUCCUAUUACCAACCUAUGCUGCGUUAGUUUUCAUUAGCUGAACACUAUAGUCUGUGACGCUUCCAUGACAUUUGUUCCCUUGAUGAUAAGUUACACUUUCAAGCCUGAAGGUCCAUGGGGCAGUAGAGCUCACCUGUUUCUGUGAUCUAGACAUGAAAGUGUGGUCAGCUCUAUGCCACGUAGCCUUUACUUUCCCUAUUGUAAGGCAGGGACACAUCAGAGUUGGGUGGACUCCAGUCAGGGACCCAAACUCGCAACUUAUGGAGAGCAGUGAUAGGUGCUAAUAACUGACCACGCCAUUCCCUUUAUGCUAAUUUUCAUGACAUUUGUUAUAUUGUAGAUUUGUGUUACACCUAAAAGGACCUGAAUAUUUAGCUUACACUGACAUAGUUAAGAGGACUCAUUAGUAGAGGUUAAAGUGUGUUCAGUGAAGUGAAAACAGCAGGAUUUAAGAGCCUCGUCUGUGUUAAUUGUAAAUAUAGAUGAAUAUUCAAGAUUUCUUAAAUAAAAUAGUGUAUACCACA
This is a messenger RNA of Physella acuta, 3750 nucleotides long. RefSeq lists its product as uncharacterized. Gene Ontology annotation, biological process: regulation of DNA-templated transcription. Lineage: Eukaryota; Metazoa; Mollusca; Gastropoda; Physidae. Gene Ontology annotation, molecular function: DNA-binding transcription factor activity. The record is from RefSeq and is a predicted model, not a curated record.